Nematocida homosporus is the source of this 438-nucleotide messenger RNA. RefSeq lists its product as uncharacterized. Gene Ontology annotation, biological process: regulation of DNA-templated transcription. Bases 1 to 438 code for a protein of 145 amino acids. NCBI's taxonomy places the organism in Eukaryota, Fungi, Microsporidia. Gene Ontology annotation, molecular function: sequence-specific DNA binding; DNA-binding transcription factor activity. The transcript has a single exon. The record is from RefSeq and is a predicted model, not a curated record.
AUGUGUGGCCACUUCGAUCCAGUCAGGAGAAUCCCCCAACGAAUAAACAGAACUACCACUUACGCCGACCUAAUCAUAGAAGCAAUUAGUACCUCCCCAGAAGGACGAAGUACCACCCAAGAAAUCUUAUCUUAUCUAGCCACCACCUACCCCCACGUCCUCCUCCCCGAACUCUCUCGUACCUGGCAGAGCUCCAUCCGCCAGAACCUCUCCCGAGACCCCCGCUUCAUCCGACUCACCCAUCCCGGCCAUCCCUCCGAAUGGAUUUACUUCCCACCCGCCGAUCUCCCCAGCACUUCCCCACCAACUUCACCCAAUCCCAACCUGCCCCCAUCUCCACCUAAUACUUCCCCAAAUAGUAAUAAUAAUAACACUACACUUAAUGAUCUCUUUAAUGACUUCCAACUACCAAGGCAAACAACAAAAGACGAAAAUUGA